This is a messenger RNA of Cyprinodon variegatus (sheepshead minnow), 1527 nucleotides long. Its product is annotated as YY1-associated factor 2-like. The record is from RefSeq and is a predicted model, not a curated record. Gene Ontology annotation, molecular function: transcription coregulator activity; DNA binding. Gene Ontology annotation, cellular component: nucleus. Gene Ontology annotation, biological process: positive regulation of DNA-templated transcription. NCBI's taxonomy places the organism in Eukaryota, Metazoa, Chordata, Actinopteri, Cyprinodontiformes, Cyprinodontidae. The transcript has 4 exons. Bases 95 to 640 code for a protein of 181 amino acids.
CAGGAGUUUCUCCGACAGCUGGGGAGCUGUUCAUGCGUGCUUUUUUCACCUGUACCGUUGAUCAUUUGAACUAAUUAAAGGUCUAGAUUUAACAAUGGGAGACAAGAAGAGUCCCACAAGGCCGAAGCGGCAGUCCAAGCCGUUCACCGAUGAUGGGUUCUGGGACUGCAGCGUGUGUACGUUCAAGAACAGCGCUGAGGCGUUCAAGUGCUCGAUGUGUGAUGUGAGGAAGGGGACUUCAACCCGAAAACCACGGCCUGUUUCUCAGCUUGUCGUACAGGUAAAUCAACAGUUUGCCUCGCCGACGCAUCCCAAAAAGGAGAAGAAGGAAAAAUCUGAGAAGGACAAAAGUGAAAAGGAUACAACACUAAAAAAGAAAAACCAGAAAAGGAUGAGCAGGCCCAGGCUAAAGAACAUAGACAGGAGCAGCGCCCAGCAUCUGGAAGUCACAGUUGGAGACUUGACUGUAAUUAUCACAGACUUUAAAGAGAAAGUUAAACCCACAUCUUCUUCGGCGAGCGCCGCCUCAGCUGACCAGCACAGCCAAAGUGGCUCAAGCUCUGAUAACACGGAGCGAGGAGUCUCCAGAAGCUCAUCGCCCCGUGCAGAGACUUCAUCCAUCAACGGAGAGAUUCACUAACCCUCACCGUCUGCACUCUCAACAGUCUGUCAGAAAAUAAACUUCAUCAUGCACAGUUUUUUUCUAAAUUAAACCUUUAAAUGGUAGCAUUCACUUCCACUUAAGGUCGUAUGUUUCACUGCCUUCCCUGUGUUUUACCUUGACUGAUUGAUUCCAGAUACCCCUGCAGCUAAAACUGUUCUGAUGAACUGAAGAGAGAGCAGUAGCAUUAAAAGUUGGAUGUCGUUAUAUGACUGCGGCACAUUUCCUGGUGCUUUAACAGUGUUAGAUCUGUGUCACGGGCUGGUGUUAGUCCCUGCACAGAAUAAUAGGUCGUGAAGGAAAUGUGUCAGCAUGUUUUUUUUUUUCUUUUUCUCAACAUUAUUUGCACUUGUUGCCAAUCCUGUGUUUGUAACGACUUUAGCAUUAUUUUUAUGUUGCUGUUAAAACACUGUUGGUUACUUGCCUUUUUCGGCAUAUGUCCUUAUCCUAUUGAAUGCAAUAACGUUUUUAUUAUCUUAUCAUUGGAGUACAGUUUGACUGAGCAAGCUUUACUCUCAGUUGGUACAGUUUAGAAUGAUUUACUCUAUAGAUGGUUUAUAUUGUAAAAUAUUAAAGAAAUCAUAGAUACACAAAUGUUUCUGAAUUUAUAUAUGACACUGUGUUUCUAUCUGGUACUUGCAUAUUUUCUCAUCCUGCAAUCAUCUUUAAGAUAUGCAGCUUUUCUUCACAUCUGUAAUUAAAAUGCUGUCCACUGGGAUUUAUAAUGGUGAAUAAUCCAUAUAGCUUAAUAUUUUUAGGGUAAAUUUAAAGGUUUGAGGCUUGAAUAUGGAACUACUCAUCCUGGUUUCUAUCAAUUUAUAUCCUGGUUCUCUUUUAUGCGUGCAUCUGACUGCAACAUAAUGAAC